This is a messenger RNA of Pomacea canaliculata, 2088 nucleotides long. RefSeq names its product neutral amino acid transporter A-like. NCBI's taxonomy places the organism in Eukaryota, Metazoa, Mollusca, Gastropoda, Architaenioglossa, Ampullariidae. The record is from RefSeq and is a predicted model, not a curated record. Gene Ontology annotation, molecular function: neutral L-amino acid transmembrane transporter activity; glutamate:sodium symporter activity; L-glutamate transmembrane transporter activity. Gene Ontology annotation, cellular component: plasma membrane. Gene Ontology annotation, biological process: L-glutamate transmembrane transport. The coding region runs from base 155 to 1045 and encodes 296 amino acids. The transcript has 9 exons.
GUACCUCCUCCUUGGAUCCCAAGUCCAACAGCAAGCUGGGGAUCGUCGCCUUUGUGUGGAUCACAGGGACCAACCUGUUGGCCUGCAUUCUGGGUGUCAUCCUCUCCAUCACCAUCAAACCAGGUGAGAGUACAGACAGUGCGCAAUCGGUAACAUGACUAGUCCCUUUGAGACCCAGGAUAUCUUUGCGGACCUUCUCAGAAACAUCAUUCCUAACAACAUAGUGGAAGUGGCUUUUAGAAAGGCACGAACGGAAUACUCGUUCAGCACACGUGAAGAGGUCAGCAACGGAACAGUGACCACCAUCACCUCUCGGUCACGAUCUGUCGGCAAAACCGACAGUGUCAACGUGCUGGGACUCAUCUUCAUCAGCGCCCUGAUGGGAAUGGCCGCCAAUCGCUUGGGUCCACGAGCCCAGGUCUUCGUCGACUUCUUCGCCGGCGCCACUGAAAUCGUCCUCAUGGUUAUGCGCUGGUUCUUCUGGACGACCCCCCUGGGUGUGGCCAGCCUCAUCGCCAAAGCCAUCGCCAGCGUGGACGACGUGGCGGAGAGCUUCAGCAAGUUGGGCAUGUUCGUGGUGGUGGUGACCGUUGGCGUGCUUAUCCACCAGCUCGUCGUGUUGUCCUUGCUGCUCUUUGCCCUGACCCGACGCAACCCCCUGACCUUUCACCUCUCCAUCCUUAGACCCUAUUUCAUCGGCUUUGCAGCCACCAGCACUGCCGUGGCUCUGCCGGAGAUGAUUCACUGCUGCGAGGUCAAGAACAACAUCGACCCCCGGGUCACGCGCUUCGCCGUCCCCUUCAGCGUCACCCUCAGCGCCAACGGCAGCGCUGUCUUCAUCGUCUCCGCCGCCAUCUUCAUCGCCCAGUACAUCGACGUCCCGCUCUCCGCCAGCGACGUCGUCGUCAUCACAGUCCUGACAGCCGUCAGCGCCAUGGCCUUGCCCUCGGUACCCAGCUCCAGUCUGGUAACCUUGGUGAUCAUUCUGGCGCCCUCAACAUCCCGGGUCAGAUCGAGCUGCUGUUCGCUGUGGAGUGGUACCUAGAUCGCAUUCGGUCAGGAACCAAUGUCGUCAGUCAUUGCUACUGCGCGGCGGUUAGCUAUCAGUUUGUAAAAAAAGAUCUGGAACGUCGGGAUCCGAAUGUGGAGAAAAGUUUGGAGCUCCAAGACUCCAAGGGACAGAAAACAAACUGCGACCUGGAUGUUAAAGGACAGGCUAAUGAAGGCUACUUCUCUGAUUACGAAGACACCACACAAAUGUGACUCUUUCUGUUCUCACUGUUUGAAGCGAAAGUAUGUGCCAGACACCAAUAGGUCAAAGUUCACGAUGGUGGUUACCGGCGGGAUGCACAGAAGAGGUCAGGCGUAGGUUACCGAUCUUACAAAUGGAUGUUGAUGCUUUAAUUUAUCAUUAAGUUGUUUUAAUCAGAAUCUGUGUCUAUGUUAUAACUCCAUACAUUCAAUCGACAUUAAAAUUAAAAGCGAGGUUAGGUUUUUAAUAAAUUUUCAGAAGGUUAGAACCUAUAUAGCUCCUUAGUGUCAACGACCUUUAUACAGGUCAGCCUCUUCUUCCACUUUUUUUUUUUCUUUCACUUUCCUCUCCCGAUCAUUCCGAUAGCCAUCUUCUAUUUGGGAAGAAAGAGAUCCCCUCCUCCCGUGUCAGGAGCCGAGGCGAGCCUCGAACUGAAGACUUUCUGUUCCGGUCACGUGCACUAAGCAUCAGGAUACAGCGCCUCCAUCUCGCUUUACAUAAAUGUGAAGGAAAUAGUUUCACCCCGAGAGGAAUUCAAAUGUUUACAUUGACAAACCCUGUACACAUGUCGAGGGAAACACUAGUCUAACCUGGCCACAGAUGUAGAUACCAGACCAUCAGACCAUCAUCAGGGAAUGAAAGUCACCCCGGGACACCAGCUGGUCAGUGUAUCAACGGAUGCUGAGUAAAGACAACAUUCCAUCAUAUCAUCAACAUGGGACUGCCUCAAAUAAAGGAAAUGACAAUUUUCUGGGUGACAUAAAACACUUACAAAAUGCCAAAAUCAGAUUCGAUUUCAAUAAACCACCCAAUAAAACUUGGGUAUUGUAAACAUU